This is a messenger RNA of Megalobrama amblycephala (Wuchang bream), 2271 nucleotides long. RefSeq lists its product as uncharacterized. The record is from RefSeq and is a predicted model, not a curated record. NCBI's taxonomy places the organism in Eukaryota, Metazoa, Chordata, Actinopteri, Cypriniformes, Xenocyprididae. The transcript is spliced from 7 exons. The coding region runs from base 1 to 1338 and encodes 445 amino acids.
AUGGCGGCAGGAGACACGCUGGGAAACGGCCGGAAGCGGGAGGCGGGAGGCCGCGACUCGAGGACGGCGCUGUGGGCUGCAGUCAGCGAGGGCGCCGGUGUGUCUGGUGUUGAUAAAGACGAAGUGUCAUUGAUGGAGGGAGAUUCAGUCACUCUACACACUGGUGUUCUGACAAACCAACAAGAAAAGAUUAAAUGGUAUUUUAAUGACAUUCGUAUUGCUCAAAUCACUGUAGAUCAGAGUAAGAUCUGUACAGAUGUUCAGUGUAAAGGUGGUGAUGAGAGAUUCAGAGGCAGACUGAAGCUGGACAAACGGACUGGAUCUCUGACCAUCAUGAACCUCAGGACAUCAGAUGCUGGACUUUAUAAACUACAGAUCAUCAACAGCAGAAUCAGCAUCACGAAGAGAUUCACUGUCACUGUUGCUAGUGCAUCUGGUGUUGGUACAGAUGAAGUGCCAGUGAAUGUGAAUGAGGGAGAUUCAGUCACUCUACACACUGGUGUUCAAACAAACCAACAAGAGAAGAUUAAAUGGUAUUUUAGUGACACUCGUAUCGCUCAAAUCAUUGGAGAUCUCAGUAAAGUCUGUACAGAUGUUCAGUGUAAUGAAGGUACUGAGAGAUUCAGAGACAGACUGAAGCUGGAUCACCAGACUGGAUCUCUGACCAUCAUAAACAUCACAAACACAGACUCUGGACUUUAUCAACUAGAGAUCAUCAGCACCAGGAUCAGCAUCAUGAAAAGAUUCCGUGUUUUUGUUAAUGAACAAGAUAAAAUGAAGAGAAAAUCAGUGAAGGAAGGAGAAUCUGUUACUUUAGAUCCUGGCAAAAUAAAAACAACAAAUGAUUCAAUGAGAUGGUAUUUUAAUGACACUCUCAUCGCCAAAAUCACUGGAGAUCAGAGUAAGAUCUCUACAGAUGUUCAGUGUAAUGAGAGAUUCAGAGACAGACUGAAGCUGGAUCAUCAGACUGGAUCUCUGACCAUCAUGAACACCAGAAACACAGAUGAUGGAGAAUAUAAAGUACUGAUCAACAACAUCAGAUUCAGCAUCAUAAAGAGCUUCAGUGUUUCUGUCAUUGGUGCUCACGCCCCUGCUGUAGCAGGAAUAUAUGCUGCUGUUGGUGUUGGUGCUGCUGUUGUUGGUGUUAGUGUCCUUGUUGCAGCUGGUUUAACUUACUAUCGCAUACACCAAGCAAGAAGGAAUGGCAGCAGUAGGGAGCAAGGCCUUCAGGAGAUUGAUGCAGAUCGCUCACUCCUUAAUCAGAGUAACUCUCAAUCGCCGAAUAUGAUGUCCCCUAAUCCGUCUUUGUCUGAGGCUGCCAAUGAAACACCACAGUAACAUUAUUAUACUGGCUUGAGUAAUCCAAAAUUCUGAUCUACUACAUUAUUUUCACAUUGUGGAUGGAGAAAACAGAGGUAUUUGAAAAUGAUGAAGCUUGUUUAGUUAUGUGACGCAUAUUGUACCCAUAGACAUAGUUAUACCGGCAUUGUUGUGCCUGUUAUUUACAUUAACAAUAUUGCUCAAGAUAAAUGCUCCUUUGCAAAGAUGACAUUGAAUUUACUCACAUUUGCUGUCCUGGAUGGCAAAAUAUGAUGACAGUUGUGUUUUAAACUUCGGGAAAAAAUAGCUUGAAAACUAGUGUGGAUAAGGAGCGUUUUUAAUUGAAAACUCAGUUUUUCUUUGGAUUACUGUAGUGUAGACAUAGCCUAAGCUGCCAUUCUGUGUAAAAUUUCUAAGCCAUUGAGACUCAUUUAAAGGGCAUAUUGCAGGUUAGAGCUUCAGUGAUUCAAUAUAUAGAAAAAUAAUGUAGGAAAUAGAUUUUCUUGAAAAAACACGUAUAAAUACGCUACAUAGGCUUCUGGAGUCAUUUUUUGUGAGAAAAUUUUACUUCCGCAUCUGAAAAAUGCCAAAUCGGAAGUGACGUAACGGGAGGGAGUGCGAUCAAUAUAAACAAUAGGAAAACAAUGGCUCGCAAUGACAGUUCAGAUGCUGAGGAAAUUGUACAUUUUUAUUCAUACUCAUAUAACAAACCAUAACCAUACAGUUAGCCUGCUAUGUGGUCAAGAGAGCAGCGACAGGCCAGAAUUAGACACAACAACAGUCAAAACAGACAAAUUGAGCUGUGGUGUGAGGAGAACCAGUGGAGAACAGGGUAGGAGAGGUGUUAGCUUAUAGAUAUACACGUUAGCUAACAAUAUGUAACACUGUUCUCAAAUCACAGUAUUGUACAGAUUAUUAUCAUGAAUCAGGCAACAGCUUUUAGUCAUCAAG